Molecule: messenger RNA, 378 nt
Organism: Ctenocephalides felis (cat flea)
Lineage: Eukaryota; Metazoa; Arthropoda; Insecta; Siphonaptera; Pulicidae
Product: vegetative cell wall protein gp1-like
Exons: 1
Coding region: 1-378 (125 amino acids)
Source: RefSeq, a predicted model, not a curated record
AUGACAACGCCCGGUGUUAGCGGUCAGACGCAUUUAUCAAACGGAGAACCACCGCCUCCCCCGCCGCGGACGCUGCGACCAAACAAUGCGGCGACCCGAUCGACACCCUCGGUUUCACCGGCAUCCGCGGUUCCAACGCCGUCAGACGAUGCAGUUAGUUCGCCGCCGGGUCAGGCCGAAACGUCGGCAGUACAGCCUCCGCCUGCUGUACCGAGUACGUCUUCGAAAUCGGUGCGACCGUUCAGCAAACAAUCGUUAAGUCGGCCGCCGGAUGAUCCGAAAGCGGCGGGAAAUGCGAGACUUGUAAGAGAAUACGGUUUUUCAACCACGAAGGAAGCGGAGUGUUCCGGAUGGAGCAGAAUUACCGAACCGAUAUGA